Messenger RNA from Microtus ochrogaster (prairie vole), 2011 nucleotides. RefSeq names its product talin rod domain containing 1 (gene Tlnrd1). The record is from RefSeq and is a predicted model, not a curated record. Gene Ontology annotation, molecular function: actin binding. Lineage: Eukaryota; Metazoa; Chordata; Mammalia; Rodentia; Cricetidae.
GAAGGCGGCGACAGCCCGGCAGCGGGGACUUUUCUGGUAGGCUCGUGGCGAGGGGCGCGGACUGAGAGUCUAACCGUGCCCCGGCUCACGGUUCCAGCGAGCGUGCACAGCGCCCCAAAAGAGCUUGCCGCCGGCUUGGGCCCGCCCCGCGACGCCCGGCCCCCGGCCGCCGCCGGCGCCACCACCCCGAUCUCUGUGCCCGCCGCGGUGGGUGGCAUGAUGGUGCGCGGAAGGCAGCGCGGCCCUGGCCAGCUGAGUCGCGGCGGCGGUGGUAGCGGGCUCCCCAGCGGCAUGCCAGUGCCCCCUGGGCGCGAUGGCUAGCGGCAGUGCCGGGAAACCCACUGGCGAGGCGGCUUCUCCGGCUCCUGGGAGCGCCGUCGGCGGGGCCAGCUCACAGCCGCGGAAGAGGCUGGUGUCCAUCUGUGAUCACUGCAAGGGCAAGAUGCAGCUGGUGGCCGACCUGCUGCUGCUGUCGAGCGAGGCGCGGCCCGUGCUCUCCGAAAGCCCCGCCUCCCCUGGCGCUGGCGCCGAGUCCUUCGAACAGUGCCGGGACACCAUCAUCGCGCGCACCAAGGGGCUGUCCAUCCUCACCCACGACGUGCAGAGCCAGCUCAACAUGGGCCGCUUUGGAGAGGCAGGGGACAGUCUCGUGGAACUGGGCGACCUAGUGGUGUCGCUGACCGAGUGUUCUGCGCAUGCGGCCUACCUGGCAGCCGUGGCCACGCCGGGGGCUCAACCUGCCCAGCCUGGCCUUGUGGACCGCUACCGUGUGACACGCUGUCGCCACGAGGUGGAGCAGGGCUGCGCUGUGCUUCGAGCUACCCCGCUGGCCGACAUGACCCCGCAGCUGCUCCUGGAGGUGUCGCAGGGUUUGUCUCGCAACCUCAAGUUCCUGACGGACGCGUGCGCCCUGGCCAGUGACAAGUCACGGGACCGCUUCUCGCGCGAGCAGUUCAAGCUGGGCGUCAAGUGCAUGAGCACCAGUGCAUCGGCGCUGCUGGCAUGCGUGCGCGAGGUGAAGGCGGCGCCCAGCGAACUGGCCCGCAGCCGCUGCGCGCUCUUCAGUGGGCCCUUGGUGCAGGCCGUGAGCGCCCUGGUGGGCUUUGCCACCGAGCCUCAAUUCCUGGGUCGCGCAGCCGCCGUGAGCGCCGAAGGCAAGGCGGUGCAGACCGCCAUACUGGGAGGUGCCAUGAGCGUGGUGUCGGCCUGCGUGCUCUUGACCCAGUGCCUCAGGGAUCUGGCGCAGCACCCCGAUGGGGGCGCCAAGAUGUCGGACCACAGGGAGAGGCUGAGGAACUCGGCCUGCGCCGUGUCUGAAGGCUGCACCCUGCUAUCUCAGGCUUUAAGGGAAAGGUCUUCACCCAGGACUUUACCGCCAGUGAAUUCCAAUUCUGUGAAUUAGCACCCCCGCCCCAUCUCCCCCCCCCCCCGUUUUCCACCCCAGGCUAAAGGAAGACUCUUACUCCUCCCCUCUCCAUUUAUACCAAAGAAAUCAUAGGUGACCCCCCCCCAUGUUAAAUGCUCAAGAGGAAUUUUCCAGAACGCAGGGCCAUAUACACAAGUUAACACAUACACACAGAGGGUCCAGGUGUCUACCAGCCCCCUGUAGGGACUCAGAUACAGAAGAUGGAUCUAGGUAGUCUUGCUGGCUUGCAGGAUUACUCCUACACCCUCCAGCCCCUCAACUCAAUUACUAAUUUGGCAGGAAAGAGGUCAUGGGUUCAUUUCUUUCUUCUUUUUAAUUAAAAGAAAGGUUACCUCAGUUUUCACUCCUUAGACAUGGAUGUAGCUACCUUUUUGUAUGUCGUUUCUUUUUGUUGAAUUAGAGUAUACAUGGUGUGAUAAGAGUAUGACUUUGCCAUGUGGUUUGCAAAUGGGGGGAAGGCUACUGUGAGUGUGUGUUGUAUUUUUUAAUUUACACUAUAGAGUGAUUUUUUUUCCCCCAAUGUCAAGUUUUUACCCUGCAUGUACUGGAGUAUUUAUUUCAUCUAUUAAAUUGUUAUGUUUCUCA